Messenger RNA from Ictidomys tridecemlineatus (thirteen-lined ground squirrel), 5835 nucleotides. The record is from RefSeq and is a predicted model, not a curated record. Lineage: Eukaryota; Metazoa; Chordata; Mammalia; Rodentia; Sciuridae.
AUGGCCCCGCGGCCUCUUCUCUCUCCCUCUGAGGUGGACCAGAGCGAGUGGAGGAGGAAGGGACUCCAUCUCCGUCGAGAAAUGGGGCGCCUCUCUUCAGCCUGGGCCUCCCCGCGGGGUGCUCAUCUGGGAGGCACGGUCUCCAAGAGUUUUGAUGUUAUUGUGGGCAGAAAUGGAUCCGGAAAAAGUAACUUUUUUUAUGCAAUUCAAUUUGUUCUUAGUGAUGAAUUUAGUCAUCUUCGUCCAGAACAGCGGUUGGCUUUGUUGCAUGAGGGUACUGGUCCUCGGGUUAUUUCUGCUUUUGUGGAAAUUAUUUUUGACAAUUCGGACAACCGGUUACCAAUUGAUAAAGAGGAAGUUUCACUUCGAAGAGUCAUUGGUGCCAAAAAAGAUCAGUAUUUCUUAGAUAAGAAAAUGGUCACGAAAAAUGAUGUGAUGAACCUCCUUGAAAGUGCUGGUUUUUCUCGAAGCAAUCCUUAUUAUAUUGUUAAACAAGGAAAGAUCAAUCAAAUGGCAACAGCACCAGAUUCUCAGAGACUAAAACUAUUAAGAGAAGUAGCUGGUACUAGAGUAUAUGAUGAACGAAAAGAAGAAAGCAUCUCCUUAAUGAAAGAAACUGGUAAAAUAAAUGUGAUACUGCUUUAUUUAUUUUUGUUGCAGAUUAUUUUGUCAUUGUGUUGUUACAUUGGAAGUGGUGACUUUUUUGCUUUUUUCCAGCUUUCUGCUAAGCGAGAAACUAGUGGAGAAAAAUCAAGACAAUUACGAGAUGCCCAACAGGAUGCAAGAGAUAAAAUGGAGGAUAUUGAGCGUCAAGUUAGAGAGUUGAAAACAAAAAUUUCAGCUAUGAAAGAAGAAAAAGAACAGCUCAGUGCUGAAAGACAAGAGCAGAUCAAGCAGAGGACUAAACUGGAGCUUAAAGCUAAGGAUUUACAAGAUGAAUUAGCUGGCAAUAGUGAACAAAGGAAACGUUUAUUAAAAGAGAGGCAGAAAUUGCUUGAAAAGAUAGAAGAAAAGCAGAAAGAACUGGCAGAAACAGAACCUAAAUUCAACAGCGUAAAAGAAAAAGAAGAGCGAGGAAUUGCUAGGUUUGGAAAUUUUUAGCAGCACUUAAUUUUGUACCUAGUUUCUGUGUAAAAUAUACAUUGCUAUGGGUUAAGAGGGGAUUAGCACAGUAAUUAAGAGCAAAAGUUAACUGUUUUCCUGAAAGUAAUAAUAGCUAAUGUUAAACAACUCCUUUGGGUCAAUGAUCUACUUUCAUAAUGUCAUCUAUGGAUUAUCACUAUGAAAUUGAAUUUUAAAUUUGAAUUGUUUUUAUUUCCAUAGAAACUGGAUCAGGAUCUCAAUGAAGUCAAAGCUCGAGUAGAAGAACUGGACAGAAAAUAUUAUGAAGUAAAAAAUAAGAAAGAUGAAUUACAAAGUGAAAGAAAUUACUUGUGGAGAGAGGAAAAUGCAGAACAGCAAGCACUUGCUGCUAAAAGAGAAGAUCUUGAAAAGAAGCAGCAACUUCUUAGAGCAGCAACAGGAAAGGCCAUUUUAAAUGGAAUAGAUAGUAUAAACAAAGUGUUGGACCAUUUUCGUCGAAAAGGAAUAAACCAACAUGUACAAAAUGGCUAUCAUGGCAUUGUGAUGAAUAACUUUGAGUGUGAGCCGGCCUUUUACACAUGUGUGGAAGUCACUGCUGGAAACAGUUUAUCAUUGAAUAAAAUUGUUAUACAGAAUCACUACCUUUAUCAUGUUUUGUUUAUAGGUGACCAAGUCAGUCAUCGGGGUGCUCUAACUGGAGGUUAUUAUGACACAAGGAAGUCUCGACUUGAAUUACAAAAAGAUGUUAGAAAAGCAGAAGAAGAACUGGGUGAGCUGGAAGCAAAGCUCAAUGAAAACCUGCGCAGAAAUAUUGAAAGGAUUAAUAAUGAAAUUGAUCAGUUGAUGAAUCAACGUAGCUUACAAAGUUUGGAAGCAAGUUUGCAUGCUAUGGAGUCCACCAGAGAAUCACUGAAAGCGGAACUAGGAACUGAUUUGCUUUCUCAACUUAGUCUGGAAGAUCAGAAAAGGGUAGAUGCACUGAAUGAUGAAAUUCGUCAACUUCAGCAGGAAAACAGACAAUUACUAAAUGAAAGAAUUAAAUUAGAAGGUAUUAUUACUCGAGUAGAAACUUAUCUCAAUGAAAAUUUGAGGAAACGCUUGGACCAAGUAGAACAGGUAAUUUGUUCUUUUUUGAGGAUUCUAAGCCAAAUUUUGUUUCCCAUCUUAGAUUUGGACAAUUCCAUUGAUAAAACAGAAGCUGGAAUUAAGGAGCUUCAGAAGAGUAUGGAGCGUUGGAAAAAUAUGGAAAAAGAACACAUGGAUGCUAUAAAUCAUGAUACUAAAGAACUGGAAAAGAUGACAAAUCGACAAGGCAUGUUAUUGAAAAAGAAAGAAGAAUGUAUGAAGAAAAUUCGAGAACUUGGAUCACUUCCUCAGGAAGCAUUUGAAAAGUAUCAGACACUGAGCCUCAAACAAUUAUUUCGAAAACUCGAACAGUGCAACACUGAGUUAAAGAAGUACAGCCAUGUUAACAAAAAAGCUUUAGAUCAGUUUGUAAAUUUUUCUGAGCAGAAAGAAAAGUUAAUAAAGCGUCAAGAAGAGUUGGAUAGGGGGUACAAAUCAAUUAUGGAACUGAUGAAUGUACUCGAACUUCGAAAAUAUGAAGCUAUUCAGUUAACUUUCAAACAGGUAUCCAAGAACUUCAGUGAAGUAUUCCAGAAGUUAGUACCUGGCGGCAAAGCUACUUUGGUGAUGAAGAAAGGAGAUGUGGAAGGCAGUCAGUCUCAGGAUGAAGGAGAAGGGAGUGGUGAAAGUGAGAGGGGUUCUGGGUCACAAAGCAGUGUUCCAUCAGUUGACCAGUUCACAGGAGUUGGAAUUAGGGUGUCGUUUACAGGAAAACAAGGUGAAAUGAGGGAAAUGCAACAGCUUUCAGGUGGACAGAAAUCCUUAGUAGCCCUUGCUCUGAUUUUUGCCAUUCAGAAAUGUGACCCAGCUCCUUUUUACUUGUUUGAUGAAAUUGACCAAGCUCUGGAUGCUCAACACCGAAAGGCUGUGUCAGAUAUGAUUAUGGAACUUGCUGUACAUGCUCAAUUUAUUACAACUACUUUUAGGCCUGAACUGCUUGAGUCAGCUGACAAAUUCUAUGGCGUAAAGUUCAGAAACAAGGUUAGUCAUAUUGAUGUGAUCACAGCAGAGAUGGCCAAGGACUUUGUAGAAGAUGAUACUACACAUGGUUAAUUGAAAAAUAUUGCCCACAGAUUUGGAAGAUGUAUAUAAUAACAUGGUUCUCAUACCCAGGAACUGUAAAUUUAAGCUAAAUAUUGGUCUUUAUUGUUGUCAGACUUAGAACACACAUAGUCCUUUUUUAUUCUGUCUUUGUAUUUUAUAAGAUAUUCUGUAAUGUUACAUUUCUACUAAUAGUUAAAAAAUUUUGUUUCUCACACAGCUUUUUGUAAAGUGCCCUGCUUCUCCUAUUUUAAAUCUUUUGAAACAUUCUAAAUAUUCUUUUCUAAUUGUCAGUUACACUGCAUCUUUUUUUAUAGCCUCAAUUAAAUGAUUGGCUUUAUGACUUUGUGUUUUAUGUGGAUUUUAUUUGUCAUUUUACUGAUUAGAAACCAGUUUUUCUUGGCUGGGUUUGGUGGUACACACCUGUAAUCCCAGUUCCUCAGGAGGCUGAGGCAGGUGAGUUACAACCUGGUGAGACCCUAUCUCACAAAAUAAAAAGGGCUGAGGAUAUAUCUUAAUAGUAGAGCACCCCUGGGUUCAAUCCCCUAUAGUACACACACACAACAGUAAUAAAAAUAAUUUAAACGUGUACUUUUUAUUUUGCCUAAGAAAGUGUCACUUUUGUUACGUACUUCCAUAUUUUUUUAAAAUUUCAUCAGAGAGUUUCUGUCUCAUUGUGUACUUGAACCAUGGGGAACUUUUAAAAAUAUAACACUAUUGGAUGUUGAAUCAAAAUCUUAAAUGGUUGGGAUUCUAGUUAUUGCUAUUUCUAAAGUUCCUCAUAGUGAUUUUGACCUUCAGUGAUGAUUAGAGCCCCUGCUUCAACUUGGUAUAAUGAGUUCUUUAAAAAUUAUUAUUUUUUAGAUGGCAGUGUAUUUAAUAGAACUUGUGUGCUUAAAGUAGUUCUAAGUGAAGGAACACUAGUGCCAAAAAAAUGAGCCUUAUAAUUUCCUUGUUUUUCUGGCUAAUAGUUUUAGAAGGUUUUAUUACUGAAAUUGCCCCCCCCCAAGGGUGGUCUUUAGGGAUUUUUAUCUUAUUAAAUGACUUUCUUGAGACAUAAUUGGUUCACCAUAAGAUUCACCCAUGUGAUCUAUGUGCAGUUCAGUAUUUUAAGUAUAGCCAUAGAAUUGUGCAGCCAUUUCUGAAAUUUAAUUUUAGAACAUUUUUACUCCAAAAUAAAACCCUGAGCUAGGCACUGUGGCACACAGCUGUAAUCCCAGCAACUCAGGAGGCCAAGGCAGGAGGAUCACAAGUUUGAAGCUAGCCUAGCAACUUUAGUGAGGCUCUGUCUCAAAAAGGAUUGGGGGGAUGUGGCUCAGUGGUUAAACACCUCAGAUUCAACCCCCAGUGCCAAAAACAACAGCAGCAACAAAAGGAAUCCCUGUGCCUAUUACUAGUCAACUCCCUCCUUUUAGCUCCUGGCAACCAAAUUGACUUUGUUUUGUACUAUAGAUUUGCCUGUUUUGGUCAUUUCAUAUAAAUGGAAGCAUAUGAUAUAUGUUCGUUUGUGACUGGUUUCUUUUACUUUGCAGAGUGUUUUCAAGGUUAUCCAUGUUGUAGUGUGUGUGAAUUUUUGUUGCUAAAUAAUGUUAUAUGAAUAUGUACUAUGGUUUUUUUUCUUAAUUCAUUUAUCAGUUGGACACUUGGAUUGUUUCUCUCUUUUUGCUAUUAUAAAUAAUGCUACAGUGAAUAUUGGGAACAAAUUACCAUGUGGGCAUGUUUUCACAUCGCUUAGAUAUGUAUCUAGGAAUGGAAUUAUUGGUUCAUAUGGUAACAUUUUGAGGAAUUGUCAAAACUUUUCCCUUUUAUAUUCAUUCAUAUAAUAAAUUCACGAGAGUUAGGAUUUCCCCACAUCCCCACCAAACUUCCUUUUAUAUGUUUUUUAUCAUAGCCAUUUUUGUGAGUGUGGAGUGGUAUCUAGUGCCUUUAACUUAUAUUUUCCCGAUGACAAUGAUGUUAAGUAUCUUCAUGUGUUUGUCAUUUGUAUAUCUUCUUUGUUAAAAUAUCUACUCAUAUGUUUUGCCCAUUUUUAAUUGUUUCUUGUAUUCUUAUAGAAUUUUUAGGUCUUUGUAUAUUCUGGAUACAAGCCCCUUAUCAGGUAUCUAAAUUUUUGUCCCAGCCUAUGACUUCUUUUUUUCAAAUUCUUACAAUGGUGCCUUUUGAAGCACAUUAAAAAAAAAAAAACAAAAAACAUUUUAACUUAAUCAUAUUUGUAAAGGCCCUAUCUCCAAUUAUAGUCACAUUUAGAGGUAUUGGGAGUUAGGCCUUAAACAUGUGAAUUUGGUGAAGGGACACACAAUUCAGUCCCUAAUAACUGCUAUCGUAUGUUUGUCACCCAGUAUUGCUCUCAACUAACUCUAGAUUUUAUUCAGAUUUCACUAACAUUUUUAGUAAUGUCCUUUUUCUCUUCUAGGAUUCGCAAAGGCUACUACAUUAUAUUUGCCAUGUAUCCUCUGGUCUGAGACAGUUUAUCAUUGUGUUUUUUAUUCCUUGACAAUUUUGAGAAGUACUUUUCAGAUAUUUGUAGAAUGUUCCUCUAUUUGGGUUUGUCUCAUAGUUUCUUAGGAUUAAAUAAUACCACAGAAA